Blastomyces gilchristii SLH14081 is the source of this 5192-nucleotide messenger RNA. Its product is annotated as methyltransferase LaeA. Bases 595 to 2268 code for a protein of 557 amino acids. The record is from RefSeq and is a predicted model, not a curated record. The transcript is spliced from 2 exons. Gene Ontology annotation, molecular function: methyltransferase activity. Lineage: Eukaryota; Fungi; Ascomycota; Eurotiomycetes; Onygenales; Ajellomycetaceae.
GUUGACUAUUACAAAAACCAUAACUAACCAACAUGAUGCCCCUUUAAAAGAGAUGAAAGGGAUGAUGAUGUAGUGUAUUGCAUGAUGCCAUUGGUGAGCUAACCAAGCACCAACCAGACUGAUGAUUGAUAGAAGGCCCCCAUUUCUUACUACUUCACUACUUCAGUCAAGGGCGUUAGUGAAGUUCAGCGUUGACGUUUGUCCACAAGUCCUGAUGUCUGAUGAGUGGAGGGUAACAGAGCCCAACAAAUUGUAUAGUGUCAACUGAUUGGACUAACUACCCUCUGUUCUCCUUCUCCUAUUAACUCUCUCUGCAGCUUCCCCCCUGUCCUUGUCUUUGCGUUGUGGUGGUUUCAACCUCUUCGUGGUUUACUUGGGUUAAAUCGCGUGCCCAGGUACCAACCAACAAACCCACAAAAUUUCAGACAUUUAAUUCCCCGCGCCAUGAACUUUGCCUCUUUUGAUCAUCUUCUCCAUUCCAUUUUUCCAACUGUUUUGUUUGUCCAGUCCCUGCUUCUGACCCGACCUGAUCGCCCAGCCAAGAGACCCGCCCACCUUGGUACCGCUUACCUUACGGGGUUUAUACUGUAAUGUAUGUACAGUACAUACCAUACGAUACCAUACCAGCUCCUCCACCCCCGUACCGAACCGUACAGCGCAUCCCUCCCCAUCCCUCCAUCCCACCUUCUCGCCGCAACAUCUCCAGGCCAGGCUAUAUUAUUAUUUGAUGGGACCAUCCUCUCCCGCCAGCCACUGUCCAUCGCCCAAGUACCAUUCAAUUGGCAUUUGUUCCUCGACUUUCCUUCUAUUAUUCUUUCUUUUGCUUCUGCGCCGGAUUCGUUCACCCUCCUUGCCCGAAGAGGUACUGCGACAAGCUGCCCCUCUGCCCGACGCACGUUCGGAACGCUGACGAUAGUAAUAAUAAUAAUAUCAAUCGCUCCAUGUGUCGCUUGGAAUAAAAGCAGCUCCCAGUAUUUCCCCCUACGCUACGCCGAUCUACAUAACCCUCGUCUCCUCCUCAAUCUGCUACGCCGGCUUCUCUCUCUCCAUCAGCCUCAUCAGACUCCCUCUGCCUCUUCUACCUCUUCCACCUCCUUCCUCUUCGCCCACUCCUCCCGUUGUCGUUCAUUGGCAUUGGAAGGACCCCUAAGGUCGCGUUUAACCUGCUGUCUGUCAUUUUCCCUCGUUGGGUGGCAUCACAUCAGUAACCCUACUAUGGACCUCUCAGUCCUCACCGAUCUUGCACCUCGAAGGCAACCCCAAACAAAAGCUGAGUUAGACUCUCCGAAAAACGAGUCUCACGGAACUGUAAACUCUACGUACACUGAAGAAUACCCUUGUUACGAGGAAAACGGACGAUUGUAUCAUGGAUUUCGACGAGGCAUAUACAUGUAUCCGUGCGAUGAACUAGAACGAGAUCGUCUGGAUAUUUUCCACAAAGUAUUUUUGGUGGCUCGCGGGAAUGUGCUACAUGAUGUUCCAAUCAGCAAUCCUUCUCCGCUUAUGAAUAGCCUUUCGGGGGGCCCUCGAAUGGUUACCGAUCACGGCCCUCGAAUACUAGAUCUUGGCUGUGGAACCGGAAUGUGGGCAAUGGAAAUGGCCUCGCGGUACCCACACGCAUACGUGUUGGGGAUUGACCUGGCGGCGAUGCAGCCCCAAGAGCACCCGCCAAAUUGCGAUUUUCAGACACCUCGGGACUAUGAGAGCCCUUGGUUUUUGGGAGAGAAUUCUUGGGAUAUGAUUCAUCUCCAAAUGGGAUGUGGGAGUGUGUCGAACUGGCCUAAUUUGUAUCAAAAGGUUAUACGACACCUGCGUCCUGGGACAGGGUACUUCGAACAAGUGGAAAUUGACUUUGAACCGCGCUGCCACGAUGAGUUCUCGGCUGAUCAGCCCCUUAAUCGAUGGUAUUUAAAUCUGAAGGAGGCAACAGAUCAGGCGAAUAGGCCGAUCGCGCACAAUCGAAGCACAACGCAUAUGCUGAAAGAAGCUGGUUUCGUGGAUAUAAAGCACCUGAUGCUUGGCCUGCCGCUAAACACAUGGCCGGAUGAAAAAUACGAAAAGGAGGUUGGAAAAUGGCAUAAUUUUGCCUUUUCCGAUAGCACCUAUGCUCUCAUACUUGGGCCUCUCAGCCGUGUAAAGGGCUGGUCGGUCGAGCAAAUUGAUUUAUUGGCCCAGGAAGCACGAGCGCAGGCGUUUGAUAAACGCACCCAGGUGUUCAAUCUUCUGCAUAUAUAUACUGCCAGACGACCAGACAACCCAAUCCGAUGAAAGCGCACUUUUGUGCUUAAUUUCACUAGUCCGACGUUUGAAGACAAACCCUUCACUCCCCACGUCAGUGGUUUCCUACCAUCUCUUUCCCCCUCCCAAGAUCCGGUUUGAAUGGCACAAUAUCGAUUCUGAGUACAUCUUACGCGUUGUCCCGAUAAAUAUGAUUGCGGCUUCUCAGAUCAUCCCGAAACGGGCGGGACUGUUGUAUUCCAGCUUUUGACUGGUUUGGUAGAGGCCUCGUCGCAUACCCCCUUUCGGGUCCAAAUGCCUAUAGUUAUCCUUUGACUUGUUGGUAAGAAGCAUCAAAUAUCGGUGAAGGACCACUAUUGAAAAGCUAUGCAACUUGAAAAUCUCGUUGCCCAACUCCAAGGAACAGUAAUGGGGUCCGGAGACACACAAAAGUCCAUUUAAUUAAUGACCCGACCAAACGACAUUGCAACGACGAAUUCCUUUCCUCCAUUUCUUGUUUUGAAAUCUUUAUUCCGUCUUAUGCCCUCAACAACUAUAGACGUUUCCUCCCUGAUUUUGCCUGCUCAUUUAAUUUUGAAAAUUUUUCAUUUAAUUUUGUUUGUCGAUCGUUAUUGAGCCCUUGUACCUCUUCCAUUCCGUCGGCUUUGUUCCACAUCCCCUACCUACAGUCAUCAGUUUCCUAGGCUAUUAUUCGUACAGCAUUCUCUCCUGGGUUCCUGGACAUGAAUAAUUUUUUUUAUUAUUAACCAUGAUAUACACAUAGAUCGGAAAGACAUCAAAAGCCAUAGCGGGGGAACCAUGAUGGAGGUUUCUCUUGUUUUCUGUAUCCUCAUGCCUUCCUUUCUUUUGGUGAGGAUGAUAUAAUGACUCUCGAUACGAUGAAUGAUUGAUGUCUAGCUUGUAUGGCGCUCUCUCUUUCUCUCCAUUCCUGGCCCUCUCUUUUCUUGCUUUGGUGACCCAUUCACUAAAUAUUCCAAAGAUGUUAUCCUUCUUUCCUAUUUGUUGUCAUAUAUAUACUGCUACUUUAUUUUUCUUUCGAUAUAAACUAUUUUUAUCCUCCAUAUAUGCAUGUCCAUAUCCCUAUUUCGCGCAUUCUUCCAUCCUAAUCUCACCACGAUUAAUUGUCCAACCAUACAUCCCUUCCAACUAUUACUAUUGUUCAUUUUUCAGGUGGGAGAGCGGAAUAGAAAAAUAUAUAAAAUCAGCAGAAAAAGGUUACUUCUUUUGCCUUACCUGACCUGGCACAACUUGCUUUUCCAUAUAUUCUUGCUCCGCCUUGCUUCAGACAGAAACAACCCAACGUUUUCCGUUUAUCCAGCCCACAGGUUCUUUUUGAACUAUACAAUCCAACCAGGUGAUUGGCUCCCUCCCUUUGUUUCUCUUCGCACAACCUCUUACUCUCGCUAUUGUUUCUAUUCUUUCCCACCGCCCCCAAGUUUCACUAGUUAGUGGUUGUUUUUUUUACUCAUAUCAUUUCCACUGGAAGACAUUGGAAACUGGUGGAAGAUAAGAGCAACAAUGCAGAUGUUGAAGUGAAUCGCAGAGCAUGCCAGCGCCUCCUUCGCUCCCCUCUUUUCUUUUUCCCUCUUUGUUCUCAGGACCCGACAGAGCGGAUACUGCACGCGCGAACAUGGACUUGGGGGCUCGCUGCUGUAUAUCCAAUUUAGCCAGUCACCUCCUAGCUCGUUGGUGCUUUUUUGCCAUGAUGCGGCGCGGGCGAGCGGGCUUCGCCGCUGGUUUUAACCCGGUUUUUUCGCUUUUUCUCUUGGUUUGUAUGGAUGUAUGUAACUAUGUACAUGUACAUGUACAUACAUACAUUAUGUGUGCGCUGACAAGAUAUUUAACAUUGUUGUGGAAAAUGAUAUGUGUGCUUUCUCUGUUUUCUCUUUGCUUUUUUUCUGUUGUUUUCUUUUUCCUUUUCUAUUUCCGGAUUUUCCCCUUUGGAUUCGUAGCCUAUUGUUUUCUUCGCGGUUGGUGUGAUGUAGGGCAACGGGAAGGAGAGUUAUAUUGUCCUCCGUUUAUCGGACCUGGAAUGAUGCAUUGUUUAUUUUAUUACAAGUUGGAAUGAAACACUGCAACAUCCCACUAUGAUGAAUAUUAAGAACCUCCCAGGGUGAAUGGUGCGCCACGUUGGGUAAGAAAUUCAGCUCGAAGAACCAACAGGUAUUUCACCCUCUAACAAUAGAUGUGCGGGAGAGUUCUUGGGGGCCUAACACAAGAUAACACACAUCCCAUUGGCAAAUGAGCACACACAUCUUGAGCUGUCCUUUCAUCAUAAUACAUCACGAUCGUCAUUAUUAUCAAAAUUCUCUGGUGCCUUAUCUCCGCCGCCCCUUGUUUUGAGCACGGCCCAUGCCAUUAUUCGUAACAGCAGCACCUCCGCUUUCCCCACCAUUAUUACCGCCCGCACUAUUAUUGACUGGUUCCUUCGCCGCACCGGGACUUCUUCGCCGCAUGGUCCCCGGUCCCACAGCCACGAUGUCAUCCUCGCUCUCACUGUCGCUUAUAUCGAGUAGGACAGGCAUGCGGAAGGCAUGCAAGGCACCCCCCGCAUCAUCCUCUUCGCCCUUGACCGGCUCAAUGGUCAAAACGUCCGGUUCCUCGUCCUCUAGAUCUAGACGGCGCUGAUGCACCUCCUCAGCGGGGUGGAUGUCAUAUUCAUCCUCGCGCUCCACAUACGCGACAUUCUCCUCUACCUCUGCAAAAUCCGGCGCUAGCGCAGACCAUUUCUGCGGGCUCACUAUCGACCAUGUAUAUAUGCAUCCCGACUCGAGGCCGCAGGCUGCCACCAUCGGACGGCUAGGAUGCCAUUCUACAACGCCUAGUUCUUCCUUCGGGCCUUCGAGGAUCUUCACGAGAGAACCAUGGCUGCGUUCCCAGACGUAGAUGUCAUGGUUCAUGAAGGUGGAGGCCGUAACGAAUUCUCCUGUGGAUGAGAAGGCGACGUGGUUCCA